Molecule: messenger RNA, 901 nt
Organism: Neocloeon triangulifer
Lineage: Eukaryota; Metazoa; Arthropoda; Insecta; Ephemeroptera; Baetidae
Product: TIMELESS-interacting protein
Exons: 4
Coding region: 4-759 (251 amino acids)
Biological process (GO): DNA replication checkpoint signaling; DNA damage response; replication fork arrest
Cellular component (GO): replication fork protection complex; nucleus
Molecular function (GO): DNA binding
Source: RefSeq, a predicted model, not a curated record
GAGAUGGAUACAGAGGCAAAUUACAUUGAAGAUGAUGAAGAAGAUUUGGAAAUGAUUAUCGAGCGUCAGGGUGACGCUCUUGAGGACGACGAAGAUCAGCGGCCGGCAGGAAGCGAUGAUGAAGCUCAAGAGGCACCCACCGCAAAGAAAAAGGAAAAGAAAGAUGAAAAGGAAGAUGAUGGCAAGAAAAAGAGAGUGUUGGCCCCGCGACCAAAGCUUGACCCUCAACGCUUAAUGGGCCCAAGGGGACUUCUUGCUCUAGAGGCAGAAAUGAAAGGUGUAAAACUCAAAGGUAGAGGACACGAGUUUGAUGAUCUGGAUCUCGUCAUGAGCAAAAUGCAACACUGGGCUCAUAGGCUCUUUCCCAGCUACACUUUUGACGACUGUCUUGAGAAAUUGGAAAAACUAGGCUCAAAGAAAAAUGUUAUGGUUGAAAUGAAGAAAAUUCGAAUGGGAAUGAUAAGCGUAGAAGAUGUGCAUGACACAACAAUCAGAGGCAACGACUAUGUUGAGGACAGAGAAGAGGAAGAGCCAAGUUUCAGCACCCUGAUGGCUCAAACCCGGGCCGAUUCUCCUCCAUUGGCACCUUCCCCUCCUCCAGCUCCUGCUCCAUCAGAAAUCACUGACGAGCAGAGAGAACGAAUGAUUCGCAACAGGAUGAUUGCAGAGGCCCGAAAAUUGGAAAGGUUGAAGCAGAGACAGGAGGAGGAAAGGAGAAUCCAAGAGGAAGAGAGCUUUUUUGGUGGUGACUUAAUGUGAUUUAGUGUAAAGGACUUCCAUAAUAUCAAGAACAAUGCCACUUUUAGAAUUAACUUGUAUUUUUGUAAGGGUUGUAUACAUUUAUAAUUUUCCAUGUAACUAAAAAGUUAAUAUAAAUUCCACAAUAUUUAAUAACAAUAAU